GGAACUCAAAAGCAGCUUCACCUUGACAUGAGCUACUACCAUGGGGUCCACUCCAAUGACUUUAAAUUUAAACCCAACCCAAGCUUCACAGAACCCUGUGUGAGUGUGAGCGUCAGCUACAACGCAACGCAAUGGUUUACAUAACUUCGUGGGAUGAAUUCGUGGAGCGAUCGGUUCAGUUGUUCCGUGCCGAUCCUGAUUCUACGCGGUAUUUGAUGAAGUACCGGCAUUGUGAGGGCAAGUUGGUACUCAAGGUCACCGAUAAUCGACAGUGUCUGAAGUAUAAGACAGACCAAGCACAAGAAGCCAAGAAGAUGGAAAAACUUAAUAAUAUAUUCUUUACUUUGAUGGCUCGGGGACCAGAAGUGGAUCUAUCAGAAGUCACUGGGAAAGAACCAAUGGAUACACAAACGACCAAGAGGGGAAGGGGAAGAAAGCAAUAACUAAAUGUAUCUAGCUGACAAAAUAGUCUUCAUGAAUCUUGGGAAAUCAAUAAUGACUUGAUAUUUUCCCCCCCAAAAUCAUAUGGCAGUGUCUUCAUUGCAUUUACAAUUUUUUUUUUGUUGUUUUCUGAAUUCUUCUUUCUCCAAUAUUAUUCUUGGGUAUGGUUUUACCUACAACAAAGUUAUUGGCUCGUUAA
Molecule: messenger RNA, 640 nt
Organism: Glycine soja
Lineage: Eukaryota; Viridiplantae; Streptophyta; Magnoliopsida; Fabales; Fabaceae
Product: signal recognition particle 9 kDa protein
Exons: 4
Coding region: 132-443 (103 amino acids)
Biological process (GO): negative regulation of translational elongation; SRP-dependent cotranslational protein targeting to membrane
Cellular component (GO): signal recognition particle, endoplasmic reticulum targeting
Molecular function (GO): 7S RNA binding
Source: RefSeq, a predicted model, not a curated record